Messenger RNA from Phacochoerus africanus (Common warthog), 2652 nucleotides. It is a transcript of the gene ZNF467, whose product is annotated as zinc finger protein 467. The transcript is spliced from 3 exons. Gene Ontology annotation, cellular component: nucleus. Gene Ontology annotation, biological process: regulation of transcription by RNA polymerase II. The coding region runs from base 654 to 2294 and encodes 546 amino acids. The record is from RefSeq and is a predicted model, not a curated record. Gene Ontology annotation, molecular function: DNA-binding transcription activator activity, RNA polymerase II-specific; RNA polymerase II cis-regulatory region sequence-specific DNA binding. Lineage: Eukaryota; Metazoa; Chordata; Mammalia; Artiodactyla; Suidae.
GGGAUGGGGGCUUGAGGACCGGGUGUCCCAGCCUGGGAAAGCCCCGCGGGGAGGGGCGAUGGAUUUGAGGUGGGGUUUGGGGGAGAGGAAGCCGGACAAUUUCCUGCCUUCAGUGAGGACUCUGCUCUGAGGGCCUCCCCACCAGUGGCCCAAUAGUGAUACUCACUUCCAGCCCUAGAUUGGCUCAUGUUUCAUCGGCUCAGGCUGUGACAGCUGGAGGGCCUAGGGAACAAAGGUCCCCUCUCCCCACCCUGGUCUCCCACCCUUCACCGUCUCCCCAGAGAGGCGGGUGAUUCCCGACAUCCCCAGGCGCGGGCACUAGGGGGUGCAGAGCGCUGAUGGGCUGGGGCUGGCUCCCAGACACCUGCCAGGUGAAGGUGGGGGCGAGACUGAUUUCCAGAGCUGACCCGGAUUCAGUGUGCACAAAUGACUUCAAGGCCUUCUCAGGCCACCUUCAAAGGUCCCUGCUCUCUGAAAUCCACCUUCCCACACCUGUGUGUGAGGACAUCACCUUGGGAGCUCCUGGGGACAGCUGAUGGGGAGAGGUUGGGCAGAGCCAGGGCUCAGGUGGAAGCUGAGAAGAAUCUGAACAAGGAUGUGCUUUCUCCUUAGGGUCCGGAGCCUGAGCCCAGGAGGAGUUCCCCUGGGUUGCCAUGAGAGAGACCUUGGAGGGCCUCAGCUCCCUGGGAUUCUCUGUGGGACAGCCAGAGAUGGCCCCUCAAACCGAGCCUGGAGAAGGGUCCCAUAACAGCCAGGAGCACAUGGCCCCUCCCCAGGAAGAGGAAGCGCUGGGCACAUGCUCAGGGGAUGAGUGGAUGAUUCGGAAGGUGAAGGUGGAGGAGGAGGAUCAGGAGGCAGAAGAAGAGGCGGAAUGGCCUCAGCAUCUGUCACUAAUCUCCAGCCCCUUUCCAGCGCCUGACCUGGGGCCUCUGGCCGCCACGUAUAAGCUGGAGCCUGGGGUCCCAGGGACAUUGGGUGGGCUAGCGCUGGCCGGGUGGGUCCCCACCUCGGAGAAGCCCUAUGGCUGCGGGGAGUGCGAGCGGCGGUUCCGAGACCAGCUGACCUUGCGGCUGCACCAGAGGCUGCACCGCGGGGAGGGCCCCUGCGCCUGCCCGGACUGCGGCCGCAGCUUCACGCAGCGCGCGCACAUGCUGCUGCACCAGCGCAGCCACCGCGGCGAGCGGCCCUUCCCCUGCUCCGAGUGCGACAAGCGCUUCAGCAAGAAGGCUCACCUGACCCGCCACCUGCGCACGCACACGGGCGAGCGGCCCUACCCGUGCGCGGAGUGCGGCAAGCGCUUCAGCCAGAAGAUACACCUGGGCUCGCACCAGAAGACGCACACGGGCGAGCGGCCCUUCCCCUGUCCCGAGUGCGAGAAGCGCUUCCGCAAAAAGACGCACCUGAUCCGCCACCAGCGCAUCCACACCGGCGAGAGGCCCUACCAGUGCGCGCAGUGCGCCCGCAGCUUCACGCACAAGCAGCACUUGGUGCGGCACCAGAGGGUGCACGAGGCGGCCGGCCGCGCCCCGCCCUGCCCCGACGCUCCCGCCUCGCCCCCUUCCCCUGCCCCGUCCCCUCCCGGGCCCAAGCCUUUCUCCUGCUCCGACUGCGGCCUGAGCUUCAGCUGGAAGAAGAGUCUCGCCACGCACCAGGGUCUGCACGGCAGCCGGGGGCGCCCUUUCGGAUGCGACGGGUGCGCACUGGGCGCCACCGUGGACCCCGCCGCCGCUGAGCCCUUGGCCUGCGCGCCCCGGAGCGCAGCGGCGCCCGAGGGCGCUCCCACGAGCGAGCGGUCCUUCUUCUGCCCGGACUGCGGGCGCGGCUUCGCCCACGGGCAGCACCUGGCGCGGCACCGGCGGGUGCACACGGGCGAACGGCCCUUUGCCUGCGCGCAGUGUGGCCGCCGCUUCGGCUCGCGGCCCAACCUGGUGGCCCACUCCAGGGCCCACAGCGGCGCCAGGCCUUUCGCUUGUGCCCAGUGCGGCCGCCGCUUCAGCCGCAAGUCGCACCUGGGCCGCCACCAGGCGGUGCACACGGGCAGUCGGCCCCACGCCUGCGCCGUAUGCGCCCGUCGCUUCAGCUCCAAAACCAACCUGGUCCGCCACCAGGCCAUCCACACCGGCUCCCGCCCCUUCUCCUGCCCGCAGUGCGGCAAGAGCUUCAGCCGCAAGACUCACCUGGUGCGACACGAGCGCAUCCACGGCGGAGCCGCCCACCCGGCCUCCGAAUCCGACCUCUCGGCCCCAGCCUGGCCCACUCCCACCGAGGUGGCGGCGCCCACACUCCUCUUCUGACCCUGCCUUUGCCUUUGGCUCACUGGAUCCGGGGACCCGUGCCUGGCACACCUCCUGGGCAAGUGAGGGUGGCGACCUGGAUUCCUGCUGGCCAUUUUCCUUGCCGCUCCAUCUUGCUGGGGAGAAGACUGGAAAAGAUAAACGGCUUUGACGGUGACAAAGCCAGGCUAAGAGCGAACGCUUGCUGGGAACAUUUCAGGCCUGAGCCCCUGGAAGGCCCCACCAAGAGACCUCAUCAGAAAGCAGUCAUUUCCUGGACCACUCUUGGCCAAGGACUAAGUCAGGAACCUCUUCGGGGCGAGGGAAAGAACGGUUAUCCAUAUAGUUAGAGUUUCAUUAAAAUGAAAAUCUGAAGGUU